AUACCCGCUGUUCUCCUGAGACAAAGUGACCGUGCGGUGGUUAUAGCCACCUGUCGCAAAAGAGAUGUGACCAUGGUGUAGACUGCGUCCGCUCGCUCCUGUAAUGUGGUUGGCAUACCUCACCCGCGGAGGCAGCAGAAACUACCUUGCUAAUUAAUCUCUUUGAACUCAUGGUAAAAUGAAAGAUCCGAUGACAUGGAUAAUAGGCAAUACCUCGUGACCCACAUUUUUGUCACCGACAUACCUUAAUGGCUGCAGUCGGCCUUCCCUCUAGCCGGUAACUUUCCAGCAGCGUGACCAUAUGGUGGCCACGUUCGCCACUCCACUGGGAUGGGGAUGAAACUGACCAACUACAGGGGCAUGGGGGCCUCGCCAUGCGUGUCGUUUCGGUCGUUUUCUUCUGGGUAGCCGCCUCCACACCGACACCGAAGUCGGGUCUCGAGACUUAGGACUUAGCUGUAACCUGCGAAAACACCUGAAAAGAGAAAACAAACCCCUCUCUUGCCCUGAGCGAGGGCGCUAAUGGCAGCAGAGAUAUAAUUAUUAUUUCUCAUACGUAAAAUGACGUAGCCUCGCACUGGAUCAUGGUUCGCCAUCUUACUCUGUUUUGACUGAAUGAGAAGGCGCUUCCGGUGAGCUCUCUAAUGACCCUCCAGGUACGUUUUCGCACUUAUCCCGUCAAACAAGUUUUGGCAACUCCGACUCCAACCGACUCUUUACCAGUGAUUUUGUCCGUUCAUUGGCUUGACUCUGUUUUGGUCUCAUGGUAGGUAAAGCCCUGGAGGACUUAAAUGAUAGGGCGUCCUGGCCUCUGGACCGCUAGGUUGUACCGUUCCAGAUUUUGACAAGAAGUCAGGUUACCCCGUUCCGUUGUGACACUAGGCUCCGAGCACUUUGUUGUUGUACGGAGUGACGAAAGGGCAAUUGCCUGGCCUACGGGACGGGCAUGGGAGGUUUGCCUGUUAGUGAUGGCUGCUAACUUGCUUUGCGUACUCAACACUGGUCAGCCGAUGCCUAUGGUUGGAUUAGGCACAUUUAGAGUGCGGGGGAAAAGUGUCAUUUACAACGUCAUUGAAGUUGCCUUGCAGAAGGGUUAUCGAUCAAUUGAUACAGCAGCUGUAUAUCAGAACGAAGCCGAUAUUGGUGCAGCUUUGAAAGAGCUCUUACCGCAGUACGGAUUGAAGCGAGAAGAUAUUUUUCUCACCAGUAAGCUAGCUCCAGAGGAUCAUCACCCGGAUCGUGUUGAACGAGCUGUUUCCAAGAGUCUCUCACAGCUCGGGACUUCUUAUCUGGAUUUGUUCCUUGUACACUGGCCUGGUACAGCUGGUAUACCAGCCGGCGAUACAGAUAACCGUCGACUCAGGCGUGCGGCCUGGCAGCAGUUAGUUGCUCUGCAUAAGACGGGCAUCCUGAAGGCAAUCGGUGUGUCCAACUUUACUGUUCGACACAUUGAUGAGCUUUUAGCAGAUUGUCAAGGUGUUAAACCAGCAGUGAAUCAAGUUGAGCUCCAUCCACACUUCCCUCAGAGAGAUCUACUGUCUCAUUGCAAGCAAGCAGGAAUUUUUGUCCAAGCUUACAGUUCAUUUGGUGGAACAAAUAAUAAAAGCCUCUUGUCUGAUCCAAUCAUAUUACAAGUGGCAAGGGAUUGCGGACGGCAACCUGCUCAAGUGCUUUUGCGUUGGGCACUUCAGCAGAACAUUGGUGUGAUUCCCAAAGCUGUAACUAAGCAGCACAUCCAAAACAAUUUUGAAUUGGACUUCACAUUGUCUGACUCGCAGAUAACUCUGAUAAAUUCAAUCACAACUGUUCAAAAGUAUGCUUGGAAUCCAGAUGUUGUUGCCUAACUUAUCC
Messenger RNA from Frankliniella occidentalis (western flower thrips), 1851 nucleotides. Its product is annotated as aldo-keto reductase family 1 member A1. Gene Ontology annotation, molecular function: oxidoreductase activity. The transcript is spliced from 7 exons. The record is from RefSeq and is a predicted model, not a curated record. NCBI's taxonomy places the organism in Eukaryota, Metazoa, Arthropoda, Insecta, Thysanoptera, Thripidae. Bases 969 to 1844 code for a protein of 291 amino acids.